Messenger RNA from Lingula anatina, 2994 nucleotides. Its product is annotated as protein kinase C delta type. The record is from RefSeq and is a predicted model, not a curated record. Gene Ontology annotation, molecular function: ATP binding; diacylglycerol-dependent serine/threonine kinase activity. Lineage: Eukaryota; Metazoa; Brachiopoda; Lingulata; Lingulida; Lingulidae. Gene Ontology annotation, biological process: protein phosphorylation.
AAGUACACAGGUGUGCAUUGAUGGAAGGUUAGUACAACUGAUUUGGGUUGUUACUGAAGCAUUUCUGUUAUUUACUACCUGUAGCACCCUGAGUAUCACUGAGUCAGGUUGGAGGUCUUGCCGAGGAGUCGACCAAUAUGGGGUAUCAGUGUAUCUGAUUUGGUUUGUCAAAUGCUGAGUGAGGUAUUUAGGUCAUACAUAGCUGUCUUAACUACAAAGCUGCUCCAGAGUAAGCACCAAGGUUAAACCAGCCUGGAAAGCUAUAAAGUUCAGAUUCCAUGCCCAGGUCUGAUGCAGCUGUUUAAAGUAUUAUAAAAACCCUGUCAGGACGUUGUAACCAGCAGCCAUGCCAGGAGUGGGGUUCAUCCGUGUUAAGCUACUUCAGGUGGAGAAGGGGCCAGGAGAGGAGGACAGAGAUUUUUAUGACCCCUUCGUUGCUGUCAAUGUCAAGGAAUCGGUCCAAACACCAGGACGUCCAGUUCAGUAUGUGCAGAAGAAAAAAAGUAUAUACCCAGAAUGGAACACUUGUUUUGAUGCCCAUCUAUAUGAAGGGCGAAUGAUUGAGUUUGCUGUUAUGGAGAGGGGGGCGAGUGACAAUCCAAGCUCGUCCAAAGUUUUUGCUCAGGCUCAGCUCUCUGCACAAUCCUUAGCUGACAUGUGUCGAGACAAUGCAGAGAAGAUCUGCAGCACUGUGCUUGACCUUACUCCAAGUGGAACACUUUUAGUCCAAAUCAGACAUUUCUCAGAAAAAGAAGAGCAACUCCCAGACGGUGACAAUGAGAAGACACAGACAGGCGGAAUCACCCGUCGUCGUGGCGCCAUCAAACAGGCCAAAGUUCAUGAAGUCAGAGGGCACAAAUUCAUCGCAAAGUUUUUCAAUCAACCAGUAUUCUGUUCAUUCUGUGGAGAAUUCCUCUGGGGUCUAAACAAGCAAGGUUACCAGUGUAAAGAAUGCAACUGUACUGUUCACAAGAAAUGCCAUGAACAUGUUCUUUGCAAGUGCCCUGGCAAUGCCAAGGAAAGCAGAGAGACCAAGAUGCUGACUGAGCGUUUUAACAUCAAUGUUCCCCAUAGGUUCAAAGUUCACAACUACAUGUCUCCCACCUUCUGUGAUCACUGUGGCUCACUGUUGGUGGGGCUCUUCAGGCAGGGACUCAAAUGUGAAACUUGUGGUACUAAUUGUCACAAGAAAUGUCAAAAGUUGAUAGCAAACUUGUGCGGUGUCAAUCAGAAGAUGUUGGCUGAGGCCCUGAAGCAGGUGAAGCCAGGAGCCUCCACUAAAUCAGUCAGCAGCUCCGCACAGGACCAGAAAUCUUCCGAAGAUUCCGAUGAUGAUAAUUAUGCUUAUGAAUCUAUCUGGGAACCGCCACCUGGUGUGCAGGGAGAGGAUGGCCUUCCUCCUCCGCGGCCACCACCACCAUCAAAGCCAGAGAAGAAGUUUUCACCCACAGACUUUGUGUUCCUUAAAGUGCUGGGCAAGGGGAGCUUUGGCAAGGUGAUGUUAGCUGAGUUGAAGGGGACAAAACAGUAUUAUGCUGUCAAGGCACUGAAGAAGGACGUUGUAUUGAUGGAUGAUGACGUGGAGUGUACAAUGAUUGAACGGCGCGUCCUGGCAGCUGGGAGCCAGCACCCCUUCCUCACACACUUACACAGUACAUUCCAGUCAAAGAGUCACUUAUUCUUUGUAAUGGAGUUUCUAAAUGGAGGAGAUCUGAUGUUUCACAUCCAGGCCGCUGGGAGAUUUGACACAGAAAGAGCCAGGUUUUAUGCUGCAGAAAUUCUGUGUGGUCUCCAGUUCAUCCACAGAUGUGGUACAGUGUACAGAGAUCUCAAGCUGGACAAUGUCCUACUGGACAAAGAUGGACAUGUGAAGAUUGCUGACUUUGGCAUGUGCAAGGAAAAUAUCUCUCCAGACAAUAAGGCAUCCACUUUCUGUGGCACUCCAGACUACAUUGCUCCCGAGAUUCUGAAAGGACAUAGGUACAAUUACUCUGUGGAUUGGUGGUCAUUUGGUGUCCUGCUGUACGAGAUGAUGAUUGGUCAGUCUCCUUUUCAUGGAGAUGAUGAGGAUGAUCUGUUCCAUUCCAUUUGUCAUGACACCCCACAUUAUCCACGCUGGCUGAACAAGGAUGCUGCUUCAUGUCUAAGCCUGCUGUUUGAACGAGCACCACAAGAAAGGCUUGGUAUGCCUGCCUGCCCCAGAGGAGCAAUCAGGGACCAGCCGUUCUUUAAAGUGAUAGACUUUGACAAGCUGGAGAGACGACAGAUAGACCCUCCUUUCAAACCUAAAGUGAAAUCUGCUUCAGACGUAGGAAAUUUUGAUACAGAUUUUACCAUGGAAAGGGCAUAUUUCACGCCACCUGACAAAGAACUGCUUAAGACCAUGAAUCAAGAGGUCUUCAAGGGAUUCAGUUUCACAAACCCUCUUCUGGCGUCUUGAAGAAAGUGUCACUUUUAGGAACUGUGUUAUAAACUGUUAUAGUUAAACUGGUAUUUAUUAAUGUAGUUCUGAUAGAACUAUGGCUGUAUUUCUUGAAUUUGAAAUUGAUGAGGAGCAGAGGAAGCAGUUUGAUGAUUAAUUUAAGCUAAUAAGAAGUAUCUUGCCCCAUGGAAACUCAUACCUGUAGCAUGUAGAUUUUUACAAACUUUUCUUGUGUAGUGUUUAUUGUGUCUUGUAUGUGUUAUAAUAACUUUGUAAUCUAAGAUUAUAUUUUGAGAAGAUUAUCUUGACAUCAAGUUAUUGAUAAAAAAAGUGGUGGCUUGACCAGAAAGUUAGUUUAAUAAAUUAUGAAAACAGGUAUUUAAGCAGCAUCAGAGUGGGCAUGUCUCUUUUCAUCCUUGGACUCGAACAUUUUUGACCCAGGAUGAGCAGUAAAUAAUAUAUUGCAUGUCUCUGUAGGGAAUAUGAAAAUAAUGGAAAAAUACACAGGUGAAUUGUGUAAAAAAUAAGAUUUAUUGUUUUCUGCUUGUCUCAGAUAAAAUGCCCAGCCUGGU